Capsaspora owczarzaki ATCC 30864 is the source of this 601-nucleotide messenger RNA. Its product is annotated as nucleotide sugar dehydrogenase. The annotation marks the transcript as partial. The transcript has a single exon. The record is from RefSeq and is a predicted model, not a curated record. NCBI's taxonomy places the organism in Eukaryota, Filasterea, Ministeriida, Capsasporidae. Gene Ontology annotation, molecular function: oxidoreductase activity, acting on the CH-OH group of donors, NAD or NADP as acceptor; oxidoreductase activity, acting on the CH-CH group of donors, NAD or NADP as acceptor; NAD binding. Gene Ontology annotation, biological process: polysaccharide biosynthetic process.
ACCUCCCAACCCCCCCCCCCGCAACUCACAAUGUCUGCCUAUGCAAACAAAACUGUCGCCGUCAUUGGCACUGGCUACGUCGGCCUGCCCAUGUGCCUGAUGCUCGCCCGCGCUGGCUGGAAGGUGGUCGGCGUUGACAUCAACCCCGCUGUCGUCCAGGGCAUCAUGGAGGGCCGCCUGCACAUCCGCGAGCCCGUUCUCCAGGAGCUGUUUGACACGCCUGUCGUCCGAAAGAACUUUACGGCCCAGACCACCCCGCCCCAGGCUGACAUUUUCGUCGUUGCCGUCCCGACCCCGCUCACCCACGGCGCGACCACCGCCGAUCUCACCCUCGUCGCCAAGGCCACCGAGAGCAUCGUCCCCGUGCUGCGCAAGGGCAACCUCGUCGUCCUCGAGUCCACCGUCUCGCCCCGCUGCUGCCGCGACGUCAUGACCCCCAUCCUCGAAAAGUCGGGCCUCAAGGUUCACGAGGACUUUUACAUUUCGCACUGCCCCGAGCGCAUCCUCCCCGGCACUGGCAUGCUGGACGAGAUUGAGAACAACGAUCGCAUUGUCGGCGCUGCCAACAAGACCGCCCAGGACCUCUCUGUCGAGCUGUACA